UUUAUGUCGUACGUACAUCCGGAAAGCCGUUGUUUGUCAUUGUUUAGAUAUGGCGGCCACUGAUAGCAUUCGGGUCGUGGAUGAUGACUAUGUUAAGAGAAUUCAUAGUAGAACAACAUCAGGGCAUUUACACAAGGGACAUGGCAUUGUGGCAGCAACAGCAUCAAUACCUAGUAAAUACCAAACAAUUGUGACUGAUAAUAGUGACAAGAAAGGAUUCAGUGCCCAAGCAAAGCGUUUCCGAUCAGACUAUGCCAUGACAGAUGCACCUGGGCCUGGCAACUACGUUAAACACACUUCAAUAGAAAAUAACAGUGUCUCUUUUUCCAAGAGAGGGACAGGAGGAUUCGCCUCAAAGUCUAAAAAAGGAUUAAAAUAUCUUGGUACUUGCGCCCCUGGACCAGGUGUCUAUGGCAUUCCAAGCAUGCUUAGGACUCAGAAUGAUUUUAAUCGAUCAGAAGUAGGAAGGUUGUUUCAGAAACCAAUUGCACACUCAACAGAACCACAGAAAAAAGAAAAACGUCCUGCACCGAAUCAAUAUGAGGUCUUAAAGGCACAAACUGGAAAGACCAACAAUGUAACAGCUGAUGCUGCUUUUAAAUCAAAGAGCAAACGAGAGCUUAUCACAAUAAAAGAUAUCGCCAAUAACCCUGCUCCAGGGCAAUAUUCAGUAAAGGACCACCUUCUGCAUGAGAAUGUCAAAAUACCAUUUUCAAGUUUUAAAUCGAGAUCAAAACGACAAAUGCAACCAGAUCCUCCUCCUGUUCCUGGCCCUGGUGCAUAUAAACCGAAUGAAGCUGUGGACCCAGCCAAAAAACAGCUUUUUCCGAGGAAGCAUUAUUUAUGUAUAUCAGCUCCUGCCAUGCCUUUACCAGAUACUCCACCACAGCCUGGGCCAGCUAAUUAUGAUGUGGUUGAUUAUGAGGGUCCACCCAAACAUUACAUGUCUAGUUCUGCUUUCGUUUCCACAACCAGUCGAUGGACAGGAAAUCAAACAGCUGGAGAUUUACCUGGUCCAGCUCAUUAUCGUCCUGUGGAGACGGGGAAACAGUCAUUUAUAUACAAUGCUGCAGGGAAGUGGAUAUAGUCCUGGAAAAGAAAUUUAGUCUUCUUAAUUGUGAGUGAAUACUGAAAACAAACAGUAUUAAAAAUUAUUUAUGAAACAGUAAUUCAGUGAAAACUUAAAGAUGACAAUAAGGUCUUGCAAAAGUUUAGGAAUGAGACAUGACAGUGGAGGUUAUUGAAUAAUUCCCCAGCUGUCUGGUAAAUUGUGUGUUGUCAAAUGCUGUAUUGGAUGUCAUUCCGGGAGGAUUACUGAAUUUACAGUUCAUCUCAUCAAACUCUAAAGAAAUCCAUCAGUUUUGUGUAAACAGUCACUCUAAAUGCAGAGAUCUAUUUCAUGUCUUCAGCAUAAAUUUCCUGAGCUGCCAUUAUAUGUUACAAUAGGAUCUUUCAGAAGCCAUGGCAAGAGCUUUUAUUGAUUUUUUUUGUCCUCCAAAAUGAAAUUCUAUUUUCUUUUAUGAGAAGAUUCAACAUUGGUUCUUUAAAGCUGUUUUUGUUUUAGUUUAUGAUUUUAUGUAUUGUAUUUUAAAUAGAGUCUGAAAUAUUUUUCUCAAAUUGUAAGCUAUUUUAUGAAAAUAAUUCAAAUUCCUUUAAACAUUUAAAUAUCUUCAUCUAUUGCUAAACAUUUAGACAUAUGCAUAUGUGGCGUUACUUACAUUAACUGAGGGACAAUAAAAUAAAUAAUAAAUUGCAGUCAAAUAUAAUUAAAUUAAUCAUAAAGGUGCCUAUUUAGAUCCAAGCGUGCCUUUUUCAAAGCCUUAGAUAUAUCAAAGAUGCAUUUUUUAAAAUGAACUUUACCUCUUUUUGUCAAUUUUUUCUAGUUUGUCAUGAU
Messenger RNA from Saccostrea echinata, 1894 nucleotides. Its product is annotated as O(6)-methylguanine-induced apoptosis 2-like. Gene Ontology annotation, molecular function: histone binding; chromatin binding. The coding region runs from base 50 to 1087 and encodes 345 amino acids. Gene Ontology annotation, biological process: epigenetic programing of male pronucleus. Gene Ontology annotation, cellular component: female pronucleus; germinal vesicle; male pronucleus. The record is from RefSeq and is a predicted model, not a curated record. The transcript is spliced from 9 exons. NCBI's taxonomy places the organism in Eukaryota, Metazoa, Mollusca, Bivalvia, Ostreida, Ostreidae.